GGAAAGGAAAGCAGAUUCAGGCUUCCAGGGGCAGCAAACACAGAGAAGUUUGCCCAGCCUGUGAGUUCUUCUCUUCUGCUGAGUCGCUUGUGUAGCAGCCCCCUUCGGGGAGCUAGACGCACCAAGCCCAGAUCCCAUCGCCCUGCUGCACCACACCUGGACAGCACAGCCACGCACUGUCUCCCGGACAGUGGCUCCUGGAGCCACAGACUCCUUCAGUACUUCCAGCAUUGGCUCAGCAGCAAUGUCCACAAUGGCCAAACUGUGGAAGGAGCCUCGGUGUCCAUCGAAAGAUGAAUGGAUAAAGAAGAUGUGGUUUAUGUAUAUAAUGGAAUAUUACUCAGCCAUUAGAAACGACAAAUACCCACCAUUUGCUUCGAAGUGGAUGGAACUGGAGGGUAUUAUGCUGAGUGAAGUCACUGCUUCGGGUACCAUUCCUCUGACCAACUCUGCAAGCUCUAAAGAAAAUGAUGUGGCAUCCAGUCAAGUCACUGCUUCCAGACCUGUUCCACUGACUAACUCUAUCAACUCUGAAGAAAAUAAUGAGACAUACGCUCAGAGGUACCUGGAAAACUUUUACGGUUUUGUGAUGGACAGAAUUCCAAAGGCAAAAAUGGGAGUUAAUGGGAACUUUAUGGAGGAUAAAAUCCAGGAGAUGCAGAAGUUCUUAGGGCUAAAAGUAACUGGGAAACUGGAUGCAUCUACUCUGGAUAUGAUGCACAUGCCUCGAUGCGGACUGCCUGAUGUUCAUCACUUCUCGAGGAUGCAAGGGAGACCAGUAUGGAAGAAACAUUUAAUUACCUACAGAAUAAAUAACUACACUCCUGACAUGCAGCCUGAAGAUGUUGACUAUGCCAUCCAGAAAGCUUUUCAAGUAUGGAGUAAUGUGACCCCCCUGAAAUUCAGGAAGGUUAAUUCAGGAGAGGCUGAUAUUAUGAUACUUUUUGCAUCUAGAGCUCAUGGAGACUUCAGCCCUUUUGAUGGCAGAGGUGGCAUCAUAGCCCAUGCUUUUGGACCUGGACCUGGGAUUGGGGGAGACACGCAUUUUGAUGAGGCUGAAAUCUGGACUAAAACCUACAAAGGCACAAACUUGUUCCUGGUUGCUGUCCAUGAGCUCGGUCAUUCCUUGGGUCUUGGCCAUUCCAGUGAUCCAAAAGCCAUCAUGUUCCCUACUUACAGUUAUGUUAACCCCAACACCUUUCACCUCUCUGCUGAUGAUAUACAAGGCAUUCAAUCUCUCUAUGGAGGUCCAGGAAAACACCAACUCCCAUCAAAUACAGAUGGUACAGAAUCAGACAACUGUGACUCCAAUUUGAGUUUUGAUGCUGUUACUACAGUAGGAGAUAAAAUAUUUUUCUUUAAAGACAGAUUCUUGUGGUGGAGGCAUCCAGAGAGUCCAAAGAACAGUGUUACUUUAAUUUCUUCUUUGUGGCCAACCUUACCAUCUGGCAUUCAAGCUGCUUAUGAAAUUGGAGCCAGAAAUCAAGUUUUUCUUUUUAAAGAUGAUAAGUACUGGUUAAUUAGCAAUAUGAGACCACAGCCACACUAUCCCAAGAACAUACAUUCUUUGGGCUUUCCUGACUCUGUGAAAAAAAUUGAUGCAGCUGUUUUUAACCCACUUCUCUAUAAGACCUACUUCUUUGUAGAUAAUCAAUUUUGGAGGUAUGAUGAGAAGACACAAUUCAUGGACCCUGGUUAUCCCAAAUUGAUUACCAAAUACUUCCCAGGAAUUAGACCUACAAUUGAUGCAGUCUACUAUUAUAACAGACACUACUAUUUCUUCCAAGGACCUGACAUAUUUGAAUAUGAUGUCAUAUCCCAUCGUAUCACCAAAAGGCCGAAACAAAAUAUCAUGUCAGGUUGUUAGGAAUGGUAUAAUUAGUGAUGUUGGUCAAUUCACUUCAGUUUAAUUAUUGCAUACUUGCUAUGUGCCCAGUAUACAUGAACAAUGACAUGUGUCAUGAAAUAAGGUAAAAUCCGUAGGCCAUAGAUAAAUUAUCACAUAUAUACUUUGGAGAGUACAUUGGAGAAUAUAUAUAUAUAUAUAUAUAUAUUCCUAUACUGUCACUAUACUAUAUGUAAGGUUUUUUAAUUUUGAAAAUCAUCAUUGUCAAUUUUUACUUGAUUCAACUAUUAGGCUUGAAAACAGACACUUUUUCUUUCAAGGGGCAACAUAAUAUUUUGGUCCUUAAACAUCUCAAAACUGAGAAAUUAUCAUUAUUUCUUUGCCUUAACUACCAUUAAGAAAUGAUUAGUUUCUGUGGCCAUCAAAUCUUUCAGCAAGUAUAUAAUUUUAAUUCUUUUGAAAUACAAACAUAAUAUACCAGAAA
Molecule: messenger RNA, 2330 nt
Organism: Nyctereutes procyonoides (raccoon dog)
Lineage: Eukaryota; Metazoa; Chordata; Mammalia; Carnivora; Canidae
Gene: MMP12
Product: matrix metallopeptidase 12
Exons: 14
Coding region: 245-1867 (540 amino acids)
Biological process (GO): extracellular matrix organization; proteolysis; collagen catabolic process
Cellular component (GO): extracellular matrix
Molecular function (GO): metalloendopeptidase activity; zinc ion binding
Source: RefSeq, a predicted model, not a curated record